This is a messenger RNA of Haemonchus placei, 300 nucleotides long. The record is from the annotation of a GenBank genome assembly. Lineage: Eukaryota; Metazoa; Nematoda; Chromadorea; Rhabditida; Trichostrongylidae.
AUGGCAGAUGGCGGUGUAUCAAAAUGCGGUCGUAAGGCGGCAUUGUCAACGUUCUUCACCGUCACUUUCAUUGCGUUCACUCUUUCGGUGAUCGCACUGAUCAGCCCGUCGUGGCAAACGGACGCACGGAACAUCAGCAUGGGUUGUGGUUGGACUGCAAGAGAGAUUUCUCGUUCGAUUACGGACGGACGAGGGAAUACUAUGAAACUUUGUACAGGUACCUGGAUUUUUCAACAAUUUUUGUUCCUCUGUAGUGGAUGUAGAGGACCGCUCCCUACAUCCCCCACAGCGGAUUCCUAA